AUGGCGGCGUCUGUGCUUCCCCGCUUUUCCUCGCGAUCCGUGUCCGCGGCGCCGCCGUCUCCCCCGGCAUCGUCGUCGCGCUCCCUGCUUCUCGCUAUUGUCACAUGCGCAGCUGUGCCGCGGCUCUUCGCUUCGGCUUCCUCCGCUCCUCCUCUCCCACGGCCUCUCUCUCCGCUUCUUCUCUCUCUGCUCGCCUCCGGCGCGGCGUCGCACGCCUCCCGCCCCCCCGCCUUCGCUGGGUCGCCUGCCUCGCGCAGCAGCUGCCCGUCUGCUUCCCUGGCGCCGCUCGCUUCCUCCACGCGUCUCGCGUAUCUCUUUCCGCGCUCCUUUUCUGCGUUUUCCUCUCCCGCCUGCGCGCGUCUUGCGUCUGCGGCGGCGAGCUCGCGCGACGCGCGCUCGGACGCCUCUCUGGGCGAAAGGCCGAGAGAGGCGUCUGCCGUCGCCCGCGCCGCCAAAGCCGCGACGCGAGCCUCGAGGGCGGCGACCGCGGCUCGCGCGGCCGCGCAGAGUCUGGCUCCGCCUGCGGCCGCGGGGCGACGGCCCGGCAUCGCGGCUUCGGCGGAGUCUGCGCGGCAGUUCUCGUCGCUCUUUUCGACGCAGUCGCUAUCUGCCGAGACAGAGACAGUUGAGGGAAGAGCGGAGAGGGCACCUCGGUGCGAGAAAGAUGCGCAGCCGUGCGGAGGAGGAGACCGGCGAUAUUCUCCCGUGGAGUCCGGCUGCGAGGGCGAGAAGAGCUUCUCGCUCGUCCUCUCCGACCGCGAGACAGGGAAGCGCCUGUCUCCGUGGCACGGCGUCCCGCUCUUUGCCGGGCGCGAAGGCGAGAAUCUGUUCAACAUGGUCGUUGAAAUUCCGAAAAAUUCCCGGAAAAAAAUGGAAAUCCAACUCGACCGACCUCUGACGCCCAUCAUGCAGGACGUCAAGAAAGACGGGUCCCUCCGCGAGUACGCCAGCACAAUGUACUGGAACUACGGCGCCUUCCCGCAGACGUGGGAAGAUCCGCGAGCGCCUGGCGACCCAGAAGUGUUCCACGCGCUCGGCGACGGAGACCCCCUCGACGCGGUGGAAAUCGGGAGCCAAGUGCUGCGGCUCGGAGACGUCGUCUCUGUGAAGGUUCUCGGCGCCCUCGCGAUGAUUGACAAGGGCGAGCUUGACUGGAAGGUGCUUGCGAUUCGCGAAGGCGACCCACUUUUCUCCCAGCUGCACUCGAUCGAGGACGUCGCGCGGCUUUGCCCCGGCGUCGUUUCAGGCGUCCGCGAGUGGUUCCGCUGGUACAAGCUCCCAACCGACAACGUCCUGAAUACCUUCGGGCACAACGAGGAGGCGCUCGGCGCCUCUGAGGCCCUGCAGGUCGUCCGCCGGGCCCACGAGCACUACCGUCGGCUUAUAGAAGACGGAGAACGCGCGCGCCGACGCCGAGGGGGCGGCGACGAAACAGACGCGGGCGCGCUGCCUCCUGCGAAGGGGUACGCGGUGACGAUUGAAGGGAAGCAGACCUUGUGGCUGCCGCUGGACGAGUAG
Besnoitia besnoiti is the source of this 1518-nucleotide messenger RNA. RefSeq names its product type I inorganic pyrophosphatase PPase. Gene Ontology annotation, biological process: phosphate-containing compound metabolic process. Bases 1 to 1518 code for a protein of 505 amino acids. Lineage: Eukaryota; Apicomplexa; Conoidasida; Eucoccidiorida; Sarcocystidae. The record is from RefSeq and is a predicted model, not a curated record. Gene Ontology annotation, cellular component: cytoplasm. The transcript is spliced from 3 exons. Gene Ontology annotation, molecular function: inorganic diphosphate phosphatase activity; magnesium ion binding.